AUGGAUCCGUGGCUGGAUGUCUUGCAGAUGGCCGACAAGAUGCUCACUCAGCAUCGCCUGGCUGCAUUGAGAGAGUUCCUCCAUGCACACCGGAGUCGCUGCCCCGGUCCGGUGAUCGAGGGCGCGGUGUGCAUGGUUGGCUACAUCGUGUCAAUGUGCUCCGACACCAUCCAGCUGCAGCGGAAGCCUUUUGUCCCGUGGGAAGGCUUCGUGACAUCGGUUGACAGUGUGGAUAAGGUCAAGGUGACCAUCGCCAAGCUGGGACGAAGGCCGAUCAAGCUUCGAGUGGGUUCGGAAAUUAUCAUCCUUGGCAAGGUUGUGGAUCAUGGUGAUCAGCUGUCCUUUGAUGAGGAAGCAAUUCUUCUGCACAGGCCAUGCUUUGAUCGCGAACUCCCAUUCAAUGCAUUGCACCUCUUUGCCGGUGCCUUUUGUGGAUGGGCUCGUGCCCUUGGCUGGCUACAUGAUCAUGUUGAUGGAGUCACGUGUGGCUCCCAAGUGAGUGUUGAUGCCGACGCCAUGGUGCUGGAGACCUGGUCCAAGCAGCAUGGCUAUGAACACUACGUAGGGACUACAUCUCCGUUCUCAGGUUGGGACCCCACGGAACACAUUGGUAUUUGCACCCAGGUCAGUGACAAGACCUUGUUGCGACGCUGCCUUUGGCCGUCCAACGCCAUCUCCACAGUGUCCCCACCGUGCGUGUCCUGGUCCAGAGGAGGAAAACGAGAAGGAUUGAACUGCACGUCAGGUUUUGCUGCGUUCGAUGCUGUACAGACACUUGAAGCGCAACAACCGUUGCUGAUCUUCUUCGAGUGUGCAGAUGAGGUUGAUGAACGUGAAAUCACUUUCGCUUCCACCGCUGGUGACAUCCCAGGCCAUGGCAUGAUUUCCCAAGUCCUGCGACAGCAUUCGACCAUCGUUUGCAAAUGGCGUGAUCGCAUCUAUGCAGAGCUUUCCAUUGGAGGACGGCUCUUCCCUGAGGUCAUCCCGCCGGGUGAUGAUGUUGUCUCUGCGACCAUUCCCUUCACGGCAUGUGAAGAGGAGCCACCAGCCGACAUCGUGUGUGGAUCUAUGACCUUUGAGCAAGCCACCAGCCGACAUCGUGUGUGGAUCUAUGACCUUUGA
This is a messenger RNA of Durusdinium trenchii, 1122 nucleotides long. The record is from the annotation of a GenBank genome assembly. NCBI's taxonomy places the organism in Eukaryota, Dinophyceae, Suessiales, Symbiodiniaceae.